Messenger RNA from Ruditapes philippinarum (Manila clam), 1821 nucleotides. Its product is annotated as potassium voltage-gated channel protein Shaw-like. Bases 42 to 1727 code for a protein of 561 amino acids. NCBI's taxonomy places the organism in Eukaryota, Metazoa, Mollusca, Bivalvia, Venerida, Veneridae. The record is from RefSeq and is a predicted model, not a curated record. Gene Ontology annotation, cellular component: voltage-gated potassium channel complex; membrane. Gene Ontology annotation, molecular function: delayed rectifier potassium channel activity. The transcript has 3 exons. Gene Ontology annotation, biological process: potassium ion transmembrane transport; protein homooligomerization.
GAUGAAAAGGUCGUUUUAAAAAAUAACAAAAACAAAAAAACAUGAACAAAUCAUUAAUCAGAACAGACGAACCUGUUAGUCCGACUAAGGAAAGAUUAAAAACUAUCAUUCUGAAUAUUAGUGGUACUAGGUAUGAAGUCUCCGAAAAUACUUGGACAUCUAUAAAGAAAAAUAUUCCUGUCAAGUUUCGAGAAAACUUACAUCAAUUGGAUACCGAGAUAUAUAUUGAGCGACAUCCUGCGGCUUUUCAAAGUAUUUUAUAUUAUGAACAAGGAGGAGAAUUGCACCUACCCAGUGAUCUUUGUCCGUCGUCAUUUAAAAAGGAGCUAGAAUUCUGGGGAGUGGACGAGGUUUGCCUCGCAAAAUGUUGUUUCACUAAAUAUAUUGCUUAUUUUGACGACAGCGAAGUUUUAAAGAUUCUUGAAUUUGAUGAAAAUAAAGCACGUGCAGAGAAACUCAAAUUGAUGAAUAUGAGCGCAAGUGCAAGAGGGUGGCGUCGUUUGCAAGGGCGCAUGUGGCUUAUCUUGAAUGAACCAUUUUACUCAAAAAUGGCAAAGGUAUACUUCAUCUUCAGUGCCAUACUGAUCACUGUAUCGCUUUUUGCAUUGAUUGCUGGAACUCAUCAUUCAUUUCAAAGACCUUUGAAUAUCAAAGAAUGGCAAAUAUACUAUGGAGACGAAUGGUAUAAAUACAAAAGCUAUUUCCUAGGUAAUUCUGAACCAGAAUCAACAGCUGAACUUGAAGAAACAUCCGAACCUGAAUCAACAGCUGAACCGGAAGUAACAUCCGAACCUGAAUCAACAGCUGAACCAGAAGUUACAUCUGAACCUGAAUCAACAGCCGAACCGGAAGUAACAUCUGAACCUGAAUCAACAGCUGAACCGGAAGUAACAUCUGAACCAACAGCUGAACCGGAAGUAACAUCUGAACCCGAAUCAACAGCUGAACCGGAAGUAAUAUCUGAACCGGAAGUUACAUCAGAGCCUGCAAGUGAGGAAAACGAAUUUGCUGCACCAGAAAAUGCGUUUGCUCGAUACUUUUUUCUUGACAUACUAGAGUUUACGUGUAUUGCUUUAUUUACUCUGGAUCUGAUUGUAAGGUUGAUAUUUUGUCCUUUCCGAUUUCAACUGAUCUUCUCAUUUCUCCAUUGGGUAGAUGUUUUUGCAUUAGCGGUUAUGUAUUUAAAAUACACAAUCGAGACAAUUUUUCCCAAAGAGAAAUACGAAGCAUCUGUUCUAGAUAUAUUGCAUUGUCUUCAAAUUGUUCGAAUCUUUCGGCUUUUCCGUCUUGUCAAGAAUUUCAUCGGUUUCCGUGUUCUUUUAUACGCAUUUAAAGCAAGUUUCAAAGAACUUAUGUUAAUGUCCCUGUUUUUAUUUGUAGCUAUGCUUGUUUUCUCUACGUUUGUUUUCUUCUCCGGAGACGACAAUUUCCCGAAUAUUCCCGAUUCAUUUUGGUGGGCGAUUGUAACCAUGACAACUGUUGGUUAUGGUGAUGUCGUACCCAAAACAACAUUGUCGAAAACAGUUGGAGUCUUUUGCGCUAUAAGUGGCGUUUGCCUGAUCGCUGUCAUCAUCCCUAUAUUUGUUAAUAACUUUAUGUUAUUUUAUACCUAUUCGAAGGUUUGGGGCAAAAGAGCAGAAAAACAGCAUAGGGACAAACCAGUUAAAAUAACUCAAGUACUUGCGGUUGAUGCCAUAAAGAAUAACCUAAAUUACAAACGGUAUUGAUAAAUAACAGCUAGAGUGAUGCUUUAAAGGAAUUGUUAAUACUUUGGUUACACACACCGAUUUCAUUAUCCGCUUUACGCAUCUCUUUUUGUGC